GUGUUUUAUAACGAUCUAGUAUACGACUUCAAGAAGGGCGAGAGCUGGUCAAAUAUUGGACAAUGUCUUUUGCACAGGUGCAAAGGUGAUAACCAGGUGAUCGUUGAGAGGUGCCCAAACGUUACUCUCCAUAGAGGAUGCACACUUUCUAAAGAAGAUCCUACAAAAUAUUUUCCAGGCUGCUGUCCAUACCCACUGUGUGAUGAGACAGAGGCAGUGAUGUGUGUGGACGCCCAGGAUCGGUCCAGACAUGCUCCGGGUGACCAAUGGCAGCCUAGCGGCGAAUGUGUUUCACAAGGAAUGUGUUGGUGGAGGCCUCACUUUGGUGUCCAAGUGCACCAUCAACCAACUACCCCCGGGGUGCUCGUACUUAGAAUUUGA
Messenger RNA from Homalodisca vitripennis (glassy-winged sharpshooter), 381 nucleotides. RefSeq lists its product as uncharacterized. The transcript has 4 exons. The annotation marks the transcript as partial. The record is from RefSeq and is a predicted model, not a curated record. NCBI's taxonomy places the organism in Eukaryota, Metazoa, Arthropoda, Insecta, Hemiptera, Cicadellidae.